This is a messenger RNA of Stereum hirsutum FP-91666 SS1, 711 nucleotides long. RefSeq lists its product as uncharacterized. Gene Ontology annotation, cellular component: plasma membrane. Gene Ontology annotation, biological process: signal transduction. The transcript has 6 exons. NCBI's taxonomy places the organism in Eukaryota, Fungi, Basidiomycota, Agaricomycetes, Russulales, Stereaceae. The coding region runs from base 1 to 711 and encodes 236 amino acids. The record is from RefSeq and is a predicted model, not a curated record. Gene Ontology annotation, molecular function: GDP binding; GTPase activity; GTP binding.
AUGGACAAUCACCCUGCUAGGGGCCCCGAAAGUCGUUCACUCACGAGGGAGAUCUGCGUCUCUCAGUAUAUGCUCGUGAGCGACGUCCCAUCACUCGACCCCCAUCAAGAACAACGCUGGAGACGGGACAAUUUCGAGGUCGACGACAUACCGUGUACUGUGGAUCUCAUCGAGGGACCUCAGCGGAAAAGAGAGCUUCUGGCAUAUUUUCCGACGAGUGAACAUGAAUAUUAUCCGUACUGGAUCGCUCGCGAUACCCAAGCAUAUAUAUUCGUAUACUCAAUCACCGAUCCAGACUCCCUACGACGCAUACACACCUUCUGGGAUCUCAUCGCCCGCGAACCCUCCAAACCGCCCAACCUCGUCCUCCUCCUCCUCGGCAACAAAGCAGACCUAGCCAUCCACCCUCCCCACGCCCUGGACGUUCCAGGCGCUUCAGCCCAAGUCUCAUUGACCCAAGGCGGGGCGAAAUCGCAAGAGCUUGGUGGGUCGAGGUCGAGUUGUCAGUUUAUGGGCCAUAUAUCGGCGAAGGAUUCGGUGGAUGUGGAUGAGUCGGUGGCGAAGGUGGUGAGGAAACUUAGGUGGGUGAGGGAGAAGGAUUGGGCGAAGGCGAGUAGGAAGAAGCUUAUGGAGGAUUGGCAGCAGAAGAGGGAGAAGGAGGAGGAAGUUGUUGUGAGGAAGUCAGAGUGGAGGUGUUGUUUGAUUAUGUGA